Messenger RNA from Gryllus bimaculatus (two-spotted cricket), 751 nucleotides. Lineage: Eukaryota; Metazoa; Arthropoda; Insecta; Orthoptera; Gryllidae. The record is from the annotation of a GenBank genome assembly.
CGCGGGGCGACAGUCGCCCGCCGGCAUGGGUCGCCCGCGCUGGCUCCUCGCGCUGCUGUGGGCCGCCGCCGUCGUCGCCCGCGGGGCAGAAACGCCCGCCGCGUGCGCCCUGCACGCCCUCCACGACUGCCAAGAUCCUCCAGGAAUCGUGGUUCCGUGUGGAAUUACACGUACAUAUGCAGCAGGUCCCCGCUGCUCAUCGAGACUUCGCUUGGGAGGGAACAAACUGCGCUCGUUCCCUCAGGGGGCUCGCGGGCGUGCAGUGAACCGGCUCUCCGCACUCUCCGACGCGUCUCAGCUGAAUCCGCGGAUCAAAGUUCUCGACUUGUCGGGGAGCGGUUUAGUGAACGUCACGAAGGGACUAAGAAAGCUCUCAGCGUUGGAAUCGCUCGACGUUCGUGGAAACAAACUCGCGUCGUUGCAGUUCCUGCCGGAACCGUGCGGUCUUCGAAAGCUGGAGGCUUCUUGGAACAAAGUGUCCACUCUCUUGGGCCCGCUGCAUCAAUGCGUGUAUUUGGUGAAGUUGAACUUGGGUUACAACCAAAUCAUGUUGCUUCCUAGCGGCGUUUUCAGAGGUAUGCGGCGCCUGAAGCUGUUGGUUCUCACGGGGAACAAGAUAUCGGCGCUUCCCCGACACGUCUUUGCGAGCUUGGGGAAGCUUCGGGACCUUCGUCUGGACAAGAACGAGCUUCUGAACUUGCCCGACGGACUGUUUGCUGGGCUGCGCUCUCUUCGCAACCUCACUGUGCAG